UACACAUAUUCUGAAUGGCUUAGUCAGAGCGCUAGCAACAUGCAUAGAGGUAUCCAGUGUUAACCUCCAGUAAGCCCUGAGGGAGGACAGAUAGUAUAGUUGAGGAAUAAUUGAGGAAGAGUUGAACUGCAGAGGAAGACCUGCUUGAGUGACUUCACUUCCGACACUUCUGACAGGAGACUCUUCUACUCUCUCUUUUUUCACUCUCUCUUCUACUGUUCUGUUCUCUUCUGACAGACUCUCUUAGUCCCUCUCUCUCUCCCCCACUCUCUAUCCUGCUCUCUCUUUUGUCUUAAGAGAACUCUGGCUUCACUAUAUGACUCUGUCUCUCUCCAGUGUUUUGUAGCUGUGGUCUCAGUUUGUCUGUUUAGACAACAAACAGGACUAUUCUCCACCUAACAGUGAUCUGCUGUUUGAUCUAUGUGAAGGUUGGUGUUGCUAAGCCAGGUGAUGAGGAUGUCUGAGAGGAACAUGGCAAAUCCAUAUAGCUCUUUCAUCAGUCAGCAGUCCCUCUGGAUCUACCUGACCACCAGCCACACCACCAGACUACCUGUUCCCUAGUAACACACUGUAACAGACUGUAGAGACAACAUGGACACAGCUCUGAUGUUUACUCUCAAGGUGGGACAAUCUCUGGCCAUGUCAGGAUCACCAGGCAGGACCUUCUCACCACAGACACAGCCAACGGCACAGACACAGAUACAGAAACAGACACAACCACAGACACUAACACACCAGUCCUCUUCAGACUGUGCUCCAGAGUCUUCUCAUGAUGACGACAGCUCCACAGAGAGCAGAGAGGAUGUCUGUCUGCCAGGACCUCUAAGCCUGGAGCUGUCGAAACUGGAACUAGACAACCAGGACACACCCCAGCAGGACAGGGAGGCUGGUUGUGAAUAUAACAGUACUGGAGCCCCUGGGAUAGAAGGAGAUCUAGCUGUUAGUACUGGAGGUCCAGGAGGGCCAGCAGAGUCUGGUUUUGAUGUCUCCCCCCCUGACCCUCUAGACCUAGACCAGAUCGUCUGUCCCGCGGGUCUAAUCAGUGAGCCAGGCAGUGUCACAUCACCAUCGCCUGAUGAUGCCAAUAACAAUGGAUUGGAUUUACACAGCAGUUCUCCAGGAGCAGCUGAGGACCACUGCCUAGCCUCCAAUGUUCCUUCUCCUAGGAUAGAUGGAGAUGUGGAUGUUCUUGCUCCUAGGAUAGAGGAAAACCUGGAAGUUGAGGACAGUAACAGAUGUGUAGAAUCAGGACAUACCCUGGAUGCUAACCUCUCUGGUCAGCUAGAGGACAUGGUACUGGGCCAUACCUCACCCAGGCAGACAGAGACAGGCAUGGAGCUGGGCCAUACCUCACCCAGGCAGACAGAGACAGGCAUGGAGCUGGGCCAUACCUCACCCAGGCAGACAGAGACAGGCAUGGAGCUGGGCCAUACCUCACCCAGGCAGACAGAGACAGACAUGGAGCUGGGCCAUACCUCACCCAGGCAGACAGAGACAGACAGGAGCUGGGCCAUACCUCACCCAGGCAGACAGAGACAGGCAUGGAGCUGGGCAAUACCUCACUCAGGCAGACAGAGACAGACAUGGAGCUAGAGGAGGAGUCACCCAGGCAGACAGAGA
This is a messenger RNA of Oncorhynchus masou masou (cherry salmon), 1620 nucleotides long. RefSeq lists its product as uncharacterized. NCBI's taxonomy places the organism in Eukaryota, Metazoa, Chordata, Actinopteri, Salmoniformes, Salmonidae. The transcript has 2 exons. The record is from RefSeq and is a predicted model, not a curated record. Bases 592 to 1593 code for a protein of 333 amino acids.